AAGAAACAAAUUAAGGGUGUGGCUACGCUAUUGUUUCGGGGUAAGGACAGCAUCGGCAUGACAACUGUGUACACAUUCUCGCGAAUGGGAAAACCAAACAAAACACACAAGGUAUUGAUUGACCCGAACGAGGAAAAAAUAGAGUGUGAGUGUUCUAUGUGGAACAGUGAAGGGAUUCCCUGUAGUCAUAUCUUCUGUGCGAUGAAAUACGAGGGUUUGGAAGAAAUACCGCCCGGUCUUAUUUUGAGAAGAUGGUGCAAGGAAGCAAAGGAUCGUAGAUCGACCCCGGUUGAUAGUAAAGACGGCCCUGAAGGCCAUUUGCUUCGAUAUGGUGCCUUAUGUGGGGCAAUGAGCUUAGUUGCACAACUUGGGGCUGAAGAUGCUGCAGAGUUUGUUGUGGCUAGGGAUCGGAUGAGAUUGCCAGUCUCACCGAAGCGCUUCAGCGGAGAAGGCUUCACAGGGUUGGGAGCAAACUCAGUCUAUCACCGUUGGCCGGGAUCAAGGACCCCGUGGUAUCAAAGACAAAGGGGGCACCCAGGAAGGGAAAGGAGUCCGAACCGGCUAGUCAGGGUGACAGGGUGCCGAAGAGAUGAUGUUGUACCAACUGUGAGGUUGCGGGUCACACGAAGAGGACUUGCACGUGGCACCGGGGAGAGGGUGCUGCAGGGUUUGAUGGUGCAGGCAGUCCAAGUUACGUGGAGCAUGGUUCACAUUAUUCAGCUGCCCCUUACGCAACGCCACAGACCCGUCAUUGUCACACAAACGAGGAGGGACUACAACCGGAUAACGGGAACCCUGGUGACACUCCCCCGGCGCAACCAGAUGGGACGACUCCGUCUAUCGCUCACGGGUGUAGCAGUCCAUUUUGCCGCAACCCCGUCGGUGUUGGGGGUGCGAGGGCUAACUUCUUCCUCGGUGGGCAACACAUCGAGCAAUUUUACACGACAAAAAGUUGCUCCGGGCACAUUGCUCAGCCAUCCACACAGGCUGCCAACCCCAGCUUCGGGAACCUCAAUGCGUGGACAAAUAAGGAUUUGUUUGAGAGGUGGUUGAGGCAGACUGCCGUAGGUAGAAUGGCCGGCACCCGAAAACCUGGAAGUGUCCCCAAGCAAUGAGGGUGACGAUUGCUGCCAAUGAAGCACUAGUUUCAGUGUCGCUAUGUGUUAGGAUUCAACCCCCCAGGAGCAACUUGUAUUCUAUUUCUUUCAAUAAUUUUUUACGGGAGAAAUUUCAGUUAUGUGCAUGUGUGUCGUGCUCAUGUCAAGUUUGUAUCUUGUCUUAUGUAUACUGCGGUCGAAUAUCUUCUUCCUUCAUGAGUUCGAUGAGUAUUUGGAAAAACUAAGGAAAUAUGAUAGCUGUGUAUUUGACUGGCAACAUGUAAACAUGUAUCACAUACAAAACAUGCAUUAGUAGUUUGAUUGAAAGAA
This is a messenger RNA of Arachis ipaensis, 1427 nucleotides long. NCBI's taxonomy places the organism in Eukaryota, Viridiplantae, Streptophyta, Magnoliopsida, Fabales, Fabaceae. The record is from RefSeq and is a predicted model, not a curated record.